UAAAAUUAAUUUAUUUAAAAAAAAAAAGAUCUACUAAAUUAUAAAUAACGAAUUAUUUGAAAUACAAAAUAAUAAUUAUAAUACUAAACGUUACGUUCGUUGCCUUUUACACUUUGGAUUACGGGUACGGUUUACGUUUCUUAAAAAUAAUAAGAAAGAAUACAACAACAAAAAAUAAAUAUAAUGAACGCUCUAAAUAAUAAAUAGAGAAAAGUGUUUUAUUACCACCAUUCAUUCACCUCAAACGAAAUCAGUGUAAUUUAAUAACAAACAAAAAAAUACAAAAAAUGAAGCAGUUAAAAAAACUUAAAUCAUAAUCAGCAAUACACGUAGUAAUACAAAAAAUCUGUAUUUCAUUUUGAAAUAAAAAAAAGUAAAAAAAAUCCAUCCCAUAUCAAGAAUAAAAAUUUAAGAAUAAAAGUUUUAUAAAAGUGCAAAAAGAUGGCACUCAUAUCAAAAACCAUCUUGUCAGUGCUAAUUUCAUUCAUUAUUCCGGUACUCGGUGGGGCUUUAAGUAAAACGGUGCUGUAUCAAGCACCCGACGAGUGUCGUUGGUCCGGUUCAAAUGAAAACGAUAUUACGCUGGUUUGUCAUUUGCGUACUAUCAAUUCGGAACUCGAAAAUACCAACUUCAGUGUCAUACAACCACAAAAUACCAUUCGUCUACGACUCGAAUGCAAUGACGCGUUAUUCUUCCAGAGCAGUCUGAGUCCAGAUAGUUUUCGUUCACUGGUAGAAUUGCGUGCUCUAACCAUUGAGUAUUGCAAACUUGGAAAUCUAACUGAUGGCUCUUUUCGUGGCCUGCAAGAUCUGCGCAAUCUAACCAUUCGCACCCACAAUGGCGAUUGGUCUACAAUGUCGUUGGACAUUUCACCAUCAAGCUUUAGUGAAUUUCGUCAGCUGGACCGUUUGGAUGUCAGCCUAAACAAUAUUUGGCUCGUUCCAGACGGCAUGAUUUGUCCUUUAAAAGUACUAAAGCACUUAAACAUCUCUCAUAAUGAGAUCCAAGACAUCGGAAACUUCCACUUCAGCGCAUCACUCAGCACUCGUAAAUCACGUAUCUGUGGAUCAUCUUUAAACAGCAUCGAUUUAAGUCACAACAAAAUCGCGAAUCUUCCCUCGGCCAUAUUCUCCGGCUUGGGUCGUUUGACUAACUUAAAUUUGGCUCGUAAUGGCAUGAACUUCAUCGCAGAUCGUGCCUUCGAAGGUUUGGUUUCUUUGCAAGUUGUAGAUUUGUCAGAAAAUCGUUUAACAUCACUCCCACCAGAGCUUUUCUCCGAAGCAAAGUUUGUUAAAGAAAUCUACUUGAAAAACAACAGUAUUAAUGUUUUGGCUCCAGGUCUCUUCAGUGAAUUGUCUGAUUUGCUUGUUUUGGAUUUGUCAGCAAACGAACUCAAUUCUCAGUGGGUGAAUUCUGCAACAUUCAUUGGCCUUAAACGUUUGGUACUGCUUGAUCUAUCUGCCAAUAAAAUCAGCAAGUUGGAAGCCAACAUCUUCCGUUCUUUGUCUAGUCUGCAAAUACUCAAAUUGGAGGAAAACUACAUUGAUCACAUACCAGAUGGUGUCUUCACAGAUCUAACCAACUUGCACACACUCAUCUUGUCCUACAACCGCAUCUCCACCGUGGGCCAGAACACAUUCCGUGGCUUGUAUGGUAUUUUGGCGCUCAGCUUGGAUUACAAUCGCAUUUCGAAAAUUGACACGCAAGCCUUUAAGAACUGUUCUAGCAUAGAGGACCUACAUCUUAAUGGCAACAAGCUGCAAAACAUACCUGAUGCUCUCUCCCAUGUGCCGCUAUUGAAGACUCUAGAUAUGGGCGAAAAUUUAAUCACGAGCAUUGAAAAUACAUCCAUAACAGUCAUGGAAAACUUGUUCGGCUUGCGACUCACCGAAAACUCCAUUGACUACAUCAGACGUGGUGUGUUUGAUCGCAUGACUUCAUUGCAAAUAUUAAAUUUGUCUGGCAACAAAAUAAAAGGUAUCGAAGCUGGUGCUUUGCAACGCAACACACAUUUACAAGCCAUACGCCUGGAUAGCAAUCACCUGAAAAACAUUGCGGGACUUUUCACUGACUUGCCAAACUUAGUUUGGCUUAACAUGUCGGACAAUCGCCUGGAGAAAUUUGACUAUUCGCACAUACCCACUGGCCUCAAAUGGUUGGAUGUGCGUGCCAAUCGCAUUACUCAAUUGGGCAAUUACUUUGAAAUUGAGAAUGAAUUGAGCCUCACUACUUUCGACGCCAGCUCAAACUUGCUGAGCGAAAUUACUGCCGGCUCCAUCCCCAACAGCAUCGAAGUGUUGUACUUGAAUGACAAUCUUAUCAACAAAAUUCAACCCUACACCUUCUUCAAAAAGCCCAAUCUGACCAGAGUAGAUUUAAUACGCAACAAGCUGACUACAUUGGAGCCCAACGCCCUUAGACUGUCGCCCAUACCUGAGGAUCGCGACAUACCAGAGUUUUUCAUUGGCCACAAUCCAUUCCAGUGCGACUGUAAUCUUGAUUGGCUGCAAAAGGUUAACAUUGAGUCACGCACUCAGCCCAAACUCAUGGAUUUAGAUCAAAUCUAUUGCAAAUUAUCCUACGCGCGCGGUAAAACACAUGUGCCUCUCAUCGAAGCGAAAUCCAGCGACUUCUUGUGCAAGUAUGAAACUCAUUGCUUUGCUUUGUGCCACUGCUGUGAUUUCUAUGCUUGCGACUGCAAAAUGGAAUGCCCCGAUAGAUGUGCUUGCUAUCACGACCAGUCAUGGACUUCAAACGUUGUCGACUGCUCGCGUUCUGGCUACGAUCGUGAGUUGCCUUCUCACAUCCCCAUGGAUUCCACGCAAUUGUAUUUGGAUGGCAACAACUUCAAAGAGCUCUCCAGCCAUGCUUUCAUUGGUCGCAAACGUUUGAAGGUUUUGCAUUUGAAUCACUCGCGCAUUGAACUCGUACAAAAUCGUACCUUCUACGGUUUAUUGGAAUUGGAAGUGUUGCAGUUGAACCACAACAACUUGCGUCAAUUGAAUGGCAACGAAUUCCAAGGUCUCGAUAAUUUACAAGAACUCUAUCUACAACAUAAUGCCAUAGCCACCAUAGACACUUUGACAUUUACGCAUUUGUAUCACUUGAAAAUAUUACGACUAGAUCAUAAUCUCAUUACUGAAUUUGCUGUGUGGAACUUCUUGCCUCCUUAUCUCAAUGAAGUGCGUAUGGCUGGCAAUCCAUGGACAUGCAAUUGUGCUUUCGUAGACAAGUUCCGUGACUAUGUUAAUCGCCAUGAGUCCGUGCAAGACAAGUUAAAGUUAAGAUGCUCUGCUUUAUUGGGCAGCAAUGGUACCGUGGGCAUCAAUGGAAGCGCUCUCACGCAACAACCAACAGAACAGUUUACCUUGUAUCUAAGCCCGGAAGUUGUGAAAGAGGGCAACAUUAGAUACUUGGCUUGUGGCGGUGUCUUGCAGCAGCAUUUAUUGGGUGUCACAGGCACCAAUGGUGGCUUCCUUAACGGCGACAUCAACGAUAACAUCAUAAUUAAUGGUAACAUGACGUCCACCAAAAUGAUUUUGUCUCAACCACCCAUGCACGAUUAUGUUCCCAUUCUGGUGGCCAUACUGACUGGAUUUGUCUUUGUCAUCAUUUGCACCAUGCUAGUAUUCAUCUUCCGCCAAGAAAUGAGAGUUUGGUGUCAUUCACGCUUCGGCAUACGAUUAUUCUACAAUGCCAACAAAGACAUGGACAAAAAUGAACGAGAAAAAUUAUUUGACGCUUUUAUUUCGUACAGUUCAAAAGAUGAGGCGUUUGUUACCGAAGAAUUGGCUCCAUUAUUAGAACAAGGUGACACCCGUUACAAAUUGUGCCUACAAAAUCGUGAUUUUCCAGUUGGCGGCUACAUGGCCGAAUCUAUUGUGCAAGCCAUCGACACUUCAAGAAGAACCAUCAUGAUUUUGUCAGAGAACUUCAUCAAAUCAGAGUGGUGUCGUUUUGAAUUUAAAUCAGCUCAUCAAUCGGUAUUACGCGACAGAAGAAGACGUCUAAUUGUCAUCGUACUGGGAGAAGUACCCCAAAAAGAUUUAGAUCCCGAUCUAAGAUUGUAUUUGAAAACCAACGCCUACUUACAAUGGGGUGAUAAACUUUUCUGGGAAAAGUUACGUUUUGCUUUGCCCGAUGUACCCAACAACCAAAGAAGACCUCAUGGUGUAGCAGGCCACUGCAGCGGAGUAGGUGUACAUAUGCCAAUGGCUCCUCAUCAUCAUCAUAUGCAGACACAUCACCUACAUCACAUGCAUCCACAAGCUCAACUGCAGCAACAUCACUUACAGCAUGCCAGUUUUCGGUCUCAAAUGCAUCACAACAUCAAUGGUUCCCGCCAGAAUCACAACCGAAACAACACCAAUCCUCAACAGCAGUCCACCAUGCUAAUGGGUCCACCCUGCCAGUCGGGGCAGCCCCAGCAACAGCCAAUGCCUCUACCUUUGCCACCCACCAACCAAAGCAGUAGUAUACAACACCAGAGUCUACCUUUGCCACCAUGCCCCAGUCCCAGAAGUGCUACCACACAGUCGUCCGUAGGAGGUAACUCCUCCAAUUCUGGACGGACAGUCGCCGUACAUAUUUAAAGUGAGUGUAUUUAUCUUAGGGUUGAGAAUGAAAGAACUAGGCCAAAUUUAGCCAAGUUAGAAAACAAAAAAGAAAAACGUUUAUGUAAGCUGAGUGUGGUUAGUAGUAAAAAGCCUUUCUAAAAAUUGAUUAUUUUCUUUUUGCUUUCGACUGCCUGACUGACAUUGAUCUGUCUAACUCAUUGUUAUUGUUGCAUUAAGUUGCUAUUCCUUUAGCUGCUGUUGUUUGGUUUGGUCGCAGUCAAUCAUUUUAAAUGACCAUUUUGAAUUUGUAUCUCGUUAAAACAAGAGGUUUUUAUUUUACUUCACUUUUUAUGAGUUUCUUACCAUUUUUUGUUCUUUUCAAACAAAAAAAUACAAGAAAGAAAAAAACACGUUAAUGGGAAACGGAAAACCUAUUACAAUAACAGGCUGAUAAACAUGAAACUGAAACAAACGAUGAAGACAAACUGACAGCCAAACUGUCAGACAGACAGACAAACCAGUGAAGCAACCCAAACAGCAACAAACAAGGUACACAAAUUAUGGAGGUAAUGAAGGAGACUUAAAAAUGAGGCAGCACAACAGCAAAAAAAAUAAAACUGAAGUAAAAAAUUGUAGUCAUAAAGAACCUUUUGGCACAAUGGCAAUGCCAACAAGCGUAGCAAACGAGCCAAGAUGCAAAUGAGCAGUUUCUGCCACUGCACCAACUUCUUCUGGCGACAUUUGUUGCAAAAGCUUGUUGCGCUUUUGCGGUGAAUUCAUUGAGCUCGAAACGCGUUUGCUUGCCGUUGCUGUGCUUUUUACUUGCUUGUUUUUAUUAAACGGUUACAAUGACUUCAAAAGUCAGCAUUAUUUUUGUUGUUGCUGCUGUUGUGAGUUUCCUUUUCCACCUUGUAAUGAUUCAGAAAAUUGAUGUUGCAUGCAACAACGAAAAAGCAGACAAUUUCAUUUAUUAUGCAAAAAGAGGUAGAUAGAGAGACGAAAGAGUAACAAAACAAAGAGAACAAAAUAAGCAAAACAAAAACCGGCAAAAAAACAUACAGUCUUGUAGACAUGUUAUGCAUAUUUUGCAACAACAAUAAACACAUUAAAUUGCACGUCACUACCUUUCUCCGUUUUUGCUGUUUUUUGGUCUUUUGGCCAGACCAGAAACACCGAGGGUUAGACAUACUUGUACGAGUACAUGUAAAACGACCAGACAGUUAAAGAAAAUUCAACAAAAACAACAACAACAACAAAUAGAGGAAUAAAACCUGACGUCUUGGCGAUCACUAAAUGGACAAUGUUGAAGUUGUAUUUUUGUUUCUUUUUUUCCUCAUUUUGCCCAAAACGAAAUAACUAUAUGCAACAGCUAAAUUGAGGACAAGCGAUUCAGCAUUUUUGGUUUUUACAAUCGUCCAACAACUAAACAUCUACUCUUGUAUUUAUGUAUGUAUGUAUGUCCGUCUGUUUGUGUGUAUGCAGUCGACAUGACGAGGCAACAACUACAUCAACAGAAAUUUGAAAAAGAAAAUAGAUUUCUUUCUUUUAGGCUAAAUUUCGAACAACAGAUAUUUUUAUUUUUACCUAACAAAUUGCUACAUUUGUUGCACUACCAAAACUACAUGCAACAAAACCAAAAUAAAGGCAAUAUAGUACAUUAUUCAUUUCAUUUCAAACCAAAAUACAGAAAAGGCUUUCUAAACGUUUCUCUUUUACAUUUUCCAUCUUUCCUCACUUAUCCUCUACCAAAUAAGAAAACAUUUCUGGCAAAAGAUAAAAAAUGCAAAACUAGACGAAUUGAAAACAUUCCAAGUAAAAAAGGUAAAAAUUAAACAAAUGUUAAAAUACUUCAAGUAGACAACACUCAGAAAGUUAGAAAAGUGCACACACAAAGAUUAUGUUGUACAGAUGCAAAACAAAACUAAUUAAAAUGUUAAAGCAACAAAGCUCUAUGGUUUUUUGCAAAAUUAUAUAAAAAAUGUGAUAUAAUAUUAAAUUUUAAGUAAACUGUUAACUUAACUACGUCCUGUAUAUUUAAAAUAACAAUAAUCAUAAGAAAAUCAAAAACAAAAACGUUUAGUUGUAAGUUAUAAAUUGUAUGCAAAUAAGAAGAGAAUAAACAAAUAAAAACAAUAUUGUAAUAACAUCCUCCCAGUCAGUAAUAAAUUCAAUAAUAAAACUCAAUAACUCUUGUAAAUAAUAUAAAAUAAAAAUUUAAUUAAAUCAUAAACAUGAAAUAUUUAGUUGGUACUUAAGAAAUGAAAAUCAACCACCUCUUUUAUUGAAACUGAUGCAAAACAGCCAUAUUUUUCUAUAAAAACUCUUUCUUUAAACUAUUUACACUCGAAGAAAAACAAAUUUAACAAACAAACAAUCGUUAAUAAAAAAGUAUUUACCAUGUUAAAUAGUGACUGAUUAUGUUUAUAAGUUUAAAUAAAUAAAUGAAAUGAAAUAAAAUGAAGAAGAAAUAAAACAUAACAAAAUUGUAAAAUAUUUUUUCAUUUUAUUUUUGUAAAAUUUGUAUUUUUGUAUAUAAAUGUAUUUAAUUAAUAAAACUAAAAAAAAACUAUCAUUUAAUUCAUUAUUUUAUUUAUUAUUUUUAUUGUUUUGUAUUCUAGUUUCUAAGUAGUAUUAAUUUAAUUAUAUUUUGCAAAUUAUAGUCCUAUAAAUAAAAACGAAUGUUUAAACGACAAGUUUUUUACAAAAAAAAAUAUCAAAAGACAAUAAAAAACAUAAAAAAAUAUAUGAAAAUUAUUAAAAACAAAA
Messenger RNA from Calliphora vicina (urban bluebottle blowfly), 7323 nucleotides. It is a transcript of the gene Tollo, whose product is annotated as Toll-like receptor Tollo. Lineage: Eukaryota; Metazoa; Arthropoda; Insecta; Diptera; Calliphoridae. The record is from RefSeq and is a predicted model, not a curated record. Gene Ontology annotation, biological process: signal transduction. The transcript has a single exon. Gene Ontology annotation, molecular function: protein binding. The coding region runs from base 442 to 4593 and encodes 1383 amino acids.